Messenger RNA from Nothobranchius furzeri (turquoise killifish), 7214 nucleotides. The record is from RefSeq and is a predicted model, not a curated record. NCBI's taxonomy places the organism in Eukaryota, Metazoa, Chordata, Actinopteri, Cyprinodontiformes, Nothobranchiidae.
CAUACUCUAUAUACUGAGUGUACAAGUUCUGUACAAGUGGACUAUUUUGUUGCCCUUUUCACUUAUAUUGGUGCUUUUCUCACCACCACCCACCCAGCGGGGGAUGAAAACACACUGGGGUGGCUCCAGCAGCGUAAACAGAGUGCUGCUCUGUAUCCAUGAUGAAUCUUUGGAAUGUAACCUGGACCUCUGUAUCCAGAAAGGAGUCUCUGCUGUGAAACCAAGUCACCUGGCAUGUCAGCCAUGAUAAUUAAUGCUAAGGCUGUCCAAGUGAAUCUGGCUCAGCUUUUGCUGUGUCUCCUGUCUGUCUGGGAAACACGGCGGUCCAAGUUACCACCGUGCUGAUGAUACUGACACCUGGCACAGGUCAUGUGAACGUCAGAAAUGUUACAUGCAAGAGAAACAGAAGCUAAUGUUAAAUGAAAUAGUGAGAGCAUUAAAAUGGCAUGACUCAUGAGUAAACUAAACCAAGUCUGUACUAGCCAUCAGGAGGGGCUGAUUAUACCCCUCUACGCUGCUCUGAAACCACUCCCUCAGUUUGGCACAUCUCUGUGGAUCUUUUUUGCUUUCUUCAUUUAUUGGAUUCUCUGUCUGCUCUAACGUGCUCAGACGACUGAAGUCGGACAAUUUUAGGUUGCUUUCAGUGGUUCAUCAUUUGUUGACCCUCUGUUCUGCUCCCACCCUUCUGGUUGUCUUGUCCUGAUGGUAGAGUUACGAGAGACAGUUCCUGCCUGGCAUUCUGUGUUUAGGCUGUCCCUUUCUUCUGAUGCUUGCUUUUUCUACGUUUUCUCAUCUCUGCCUAAAGACUUGUCUCUUUCUAAGGGUGCUGACAGGUUGCGAAAGGAGGACUCUCAAUGAGUAGAACUUUGUCCACGAGGAGUUUGUGACCUUGAUGCUCUUGUUAGUGCUGGACUGUAAGGAACUGAUGCUUUGCUGGCGGACCUUGAGUCCACAACAUCUCACAUUUCCAAGCGCCCGCUUUUCCUUUCUGUCGAUUCUGAUUGUUCCUUUCCCAUUGGAGAUCAGAACCAGCAAGACAUUGGCUCGCCACCAUCACCAGAGAAACCUCUAAAUGGAGUAGAUGAAACAGAGUCUGUCAGCUCAGCUCAGAAGAGUCCCUGGUCUAGACAGGGCAGCAGUCCAAGCCAUUGCAUCGGGGAAGAGGACCACGUAUACAGUUUUCCUAAUAAGCGAAAAAGUAGUGAGUCAUCUUCAGCUGCUGCCAUGAACUCAUCGCUGGGCAGUAACCUGUCUGAACUGGACCGCCUGCUGUUGGAGCUCAACGCCGUCCAGCAGAGCACCCCUUCCUUCCCCACAGAAGAAGCAGCUCCACCACUGCCUGCAAGCAGCACAGUCCACCACAUCCAGGAGAAUGGAGUCUCCACGACAGGCAAAGCCACCCCACCCAAACUGGAGAAGCCCAAGCGCUCUGCAGCAGCUAGAGGAAUAGAGAAUGUACGGCCGAGUGUGGAGAGCCUUCUAGAUGAGCUGGAAAGCUCUGUGCCAGCCCCCUCUCCCAUUCCCACGCUGUUGGUAGUGUCAGAGGAACAAAACGAUGCACACGGGGAAAAACUGCCACAGCAAGUCAGGAUGUCUGCCUCUUCUGCUACACGGGAGUUGGAUGAGCUCAUGGCUUCCCUGUCGGACUUCAAAGUCCAAAGCAACUCUGGCUCUCAGCAAUCUUUGAAUCAGGACUCUGGGGACCCUUUAUUGCUACCUGGUUCACUAGUUGUCCAAGAAUCUAUAACUCCUCACAUUGGUUCAAAGAACACAUCUUUACCUUUGGGUUACGCGUCCCCUUUGUGUAUGUCGCCUUCAUUGGAACUCCACAUAGAUGAGGAUGGGUGUUCAGCUCCCACACCUUCAUUUGGAUCAGUUGUGCCACCUAAAAGCCUCCAGUAUUCCCACAUCCAACAGAGUAACGAUGACAGCCAUGUCUGUUUUGAAGUCUCACAUAUGGAGAGUUACACUGUUUCCAGUACUUCAGAAGCUCUGAGUCCAUUUGAAGUCAACAGCUCUUCACAAAUAUCAGUAAAUGCAGUAUCUACUAGUUCCAGAACUACUACCAAGAGCCCCAGCCCAGUUGUUUUUAAGAGUCCAGUUUCCCUGUCUAAAAUCCCCAGUCCCAUUUUUGGAGAUAAAAGUUCGAGUCCUGCUGAUGUUAGAGCUCAAAGUCCUGUACUUAAAAAUCUUCCUGUAACUCAUAGUCCACAGGCACUUAGAAAGAGCGCUAGUCCAGUGAAAUUACCUGCUGCUACAGACGCAAGGCCGCUAAAGGCGGCUAGUCCAGUCACAGUUCCCAGGCUUUCUAGUCCAGUUCCAAAAUGUGCAAGUCCUGUACCAGUUCCCAUUAUCCCUAGCCCACUGUCUAUACCAAGGAGUCCUUGUCCUGACACGAUUUAUAAAAGUGUUAGUCCGGUAACUAUUCCGAGACUUUCCAGUCCAGUUCAGAAUACCACUAGUCCUUUAACUAAUGCCUCCGGGUCUGCGGCCUUGUCUAAGAGCUCUGAUUCAGAACCUAUUCCUAGAAAUUCCUCCCCUGUACCACUGCCAAGGCUUUCAAGCCCAGUAACGGUUCCAAAGAGUGAGACUUUGUUUCCUAAGAGUUCUCCUCAAGCCAUCAAAAAAACAUUCACCGUUCCAGGCACCAGUAGUCCCAGAGCUUCCCCAGUUUUACCUGCUGCCGUACCAUCAAACACCGUGAUUGCCCCAGAAAGUAAAGGAGGGAAUGUUCUGGAUUUAGCGUGGCCAUGCCGGGAGCCGUUGCUGGAUGAUGCUUUAGACAGAAUUUUAGCUCCCAGCUCCAGUCGGCUGACUGAGAACCUGCCACCUGCUUCUGUUAUGUCCACUGAUGAAGACAAAUCCUGGGAGGACGAAGAUGUCAUUUACCCUGAUUUCAGCAGAGAGGGAACUCUAACACCUAUGACUGAGUCCAGCUGGAUAGAUGAAUGUUUCACCCCCUCCAGCUGCCCUGGGACACCAGAUGCAACGUUGGACCUGCCCACACAGCAGCCCUCUGCCGUUGAGCGACUUUCUGCUUCUGGUCAACUCAAGUCAGUGAUCCGCCGCACCAAGGAGACGUCCAAUGUCCAUCCGAUGUACAGGGAUGGACUGAGACGAAAAAUGGGACCAAUCAUUGUGCAUAAAAGCAACUCGCAAGAUCGACUGAUUGAGGAGCUGCAGGGUAAAUUGGGGAUUGGGCGAGUGGAGCGCAGGCGGAAACAACAGCCCGAUGACUGGCUGACGGAGGGAGUCAUUGUCAUGUCCAACCCACAGAGAACUCGGGAGGAAGGGAUUCAGCCAUCUGUGGAUAAGAUUAUCAUCCCUCCUGAAUCACCAGCCCCACAGAGAAAAGUCCUCCCCCCUCCACAGUCUCCCCCAGCACCCAAAAAGCCACCCCCAGUCAAACAGACUCCACCACCUCUACCUCCUCCACCUCCAACGCCCCCUCCUCCUCGAGAACCCACCCCUCCACCUCCCAAGGAGCCUACCCCUCCCCCACCUAGAGAGCCUACACCUCCCGCUGUCCUGCCCCCUCCAUCUCCUAGCCCCCCACCUAAGCCUGUCACGCCACCCCCAUCUCCAAAGGUCUUUGUAUCAGUGGGUUGUCAGACUGACUACGACCCUAUCUUCCCACCACUGCAGAUUCAAUCGCAGGGAAAGACCUCUCCCGCUGCUCCCCCAAAACAAGCCAACAAGCUGGACAACAUGCUGGGAAGUCUGCAGUCUGACCUCAACAAACUUGGAGUCCAGACUGUGGCGAAGGGAGUCUGUGGUGCCUGCAAGAAACCAAUUGUUGGACAGGUGGUGACUGCCAUGGGCAGGACGUGGCACCCGGAGCACUUUGUGUGCACCCACUGUCAGGAAGAGAUAGGCUCCAGGAACUUCUUCGAGCGUGACGGGCAGCCUUUCUGCGAGAAGGACUACCACAACCUGUUCUCACCGCGGUGCCACUACUGUAAUGGACCCAUACUGGAUAAAGUAGUGACAGCUUUGGACAAGACAUGGCAUCCAGAUCACUUCUUCUGUGCCCAGUGUGGAGCCUUUUUUGGACCAGAAGGUUUCCAUGAGAAGGAUGGAAAGGCGUUCUGCAGAAAGGACUACUUUGAUAUGUUUGCCCCUAAAUGUGGAGGCUGUACUCGAGCCAUCCUCGAGAACUACAUCUCUGCUCUGAAUUCACUCUGGCACCCCGAGUGCUUCGUCUGCAGGGAGUGCUUCACACCAUUCAUAAACGGCAGCUUCUUUGACCACGAUGGCCAGCCGUACUGUGAGGCUCAUUACCACGAGCGGCGUGGCUCGCUGUGCUCUGGCUGCCAGAAGCCCAUCACGGGCCGCUGCAUCACGGCCAUGGGAAAAAAGUUUCACCCAGAGCACUUUGUGUGUGCUUUCUGCCUCAAACAGCUGAACAAGGGCACCUUCAAAGAGCAGAACGACAAGCCCUACUGCCACGGCUGCUUUGUCAAACUCUUCAGUUAGACGUCGUGUCUGUCAUGUCUGCAAACAUGUGUAAGUCAGAACGCACAAGUGUCCAAGUGCAUCUACAAAUCAGCGGUUUUUAACACGUUUUUUCUAAAAACACGAGUAGAAAAUGUCUAUUAGCUGUGACACUGAACAGACUUCUCUUGAUGUCCACGUUGACUUGAGACAUUUUAACAGAGCCCAAAGAGAUUUUUAUUCCUGUUUGCGACAGAAACAAGCUAGAAAGUUGCUCCUUUCCCCUUGUGUUUGUGUACAUAACUAUUUUCUUCCUACAGUGCAGGGCAAGUCCUUGCAUCACAUGAUGGUGAGUCUAUGUGGACACAGUUUUAUGCAGAUGUGAGAUAAGCUGCUUGACUGCAUGGACCAUUAACAGCUAACCUAAAGUAUCAGUUUAAUGAGUGUAGAAUUGCAGUGUUUAGCCAAUGAGUGCUAAAAACAGGUAUUUUUCUAGCCUAUGAGGUGCCAUUUAAAAAAAAAACAACACUUUUAAUAAGUACUUGCACAAACACACAUCCUCUUCACUUCUUUGACAAACAAGUGUAAGAACUUCAAAUAUGAUCUUAAAGAUGUUUAUCUUUUUCUACAACUACCCUCAGUUUUGGCAUACAUUUUACUUCUAUUACUGCUGAUCUUUUAUUUUGUUGUUAAAAUCAAAUGGAAAAUUAUGGUAUUUAAAUGUUUCUCUUUAAACCAUCGAAAGAAAGAUCUCUGUUCUAACUAAACCACAACAAUAGCUGUUUCCAUUACCUGAACCCCAGGGUAAUUCCUGGAACAGGGAAAUUGACCAGGAAAUAGGAUGUCCCGGUCCUCCUAGCUGUUGUCUCCACUCAAAUUUAGCACUUUCAGAACUUUUCUCAGACGUCAGCAUAUCGUGACUGCUUUGGCAGUGAGUGGUGUCACCUAUCAGCACCAAAGAGUUUCCACAGUAACAUUAAUAACAUUAAAAGCAUUUAUUCAGUCGAAGUUUAUCAUAAUUGAAUCCAUUCGGAGGACGAGAGCCGCUGUGUGAUGUAAAAUGUGGUGUUCAAUGACCAGAAGAAGUGCCGUUUUUUAUAGUCCUUUGUGACACGACAAAGCCCCAUUAUUUAAGUCGUUGCAGGGGAAUUCCCCUGUUUAUUCCAGUGUCGGAGACUAGUAACAGCUGGGGUGGAAUUCUGCCAUGUUUUCCGGUGUCGGGAGUUGGAUUUUAAGCGCAAUCUGUGCUUAUUUCCUUUGCUUCCAUUCUGCUUCACCAGCAACUAUUCUAAUUUUACUAAUGCUCUGCUGAUGUCAUUUCCUACUGAGUUACAACCAAUCAGUGUGAGUUAACCAGAGGUUCUACUCAGCCACUCCACCCACCCAGCCGUUUGGAGUACCUACCCCUGAGCAGGUACUCAGAAGGUUCCAGAAAACGGCCCGGUCAACUGGAGACACGCAUGUCGAGUUUCCUGUAGAUCUACCCUGAAGUUCUGGUAAUGGAAACGUAGCUAACAUGUUAAAGUUCAUUUAUAAUGCUCUUUUUUUUAAAUUCUUGUUAAAAAUCAGGUCUAUAAAUGUGGUUGCUAUGGUUAUGUUUUAAACUGUGGUGCAAUUAAGGAGAAAAAACAAGUUAAAACAAAUGAGAUUGUCUUUAUGAACACGGGUGUUUUUCUGCUUGCUCAGUCAUUAAAGAGAAACAAUCUAAUAUUUUUUUAAAUUUGCCACUUGUCUGAAUUUAUCGUAUCAAGUCGAUAUGUAAGGUUUACAAUGAUUGUGCGUUUUGAACAGAAGCAUGCUUGUUUCUUUUAGUUUUAUUAGAACCAGCCUCCAGUUGCUGUAACAAUCAGAAUCUAAAUUUCUAUGCCUGCAGUCACUCAACAUGGUGGCAGAACUGUGUUUUGUCUGUUUUUUUUUUUUUUGAUGAAGAUAUAUUUUUGAGCUAGUAAGGCUCACACUUUUAUGCUAAGAGCUGGCUCUGUUAGUAUGUAGCCUACUGUAACAAGAGUUUUCCCAAAUCCCAUUUCUUCAAACGUCCACCAGCUUAGAUUCCAGUGGGUCAGACUUCAGAGGAUCCUGCAUUUUUAUUAGAAAUCAUAAACUGUGAUCCUUGCAUCAGUGCAACAGUCACUGAUGGAAGCUGGAUGCUAUUACUUGCUGGUCGGGACUCACCCCAAACCAGGGCCAUUUGAUUUUGUUUAAUCACCACUCUGAUUAUGGCUGAUGUUGUUAUAAGGGAUGAGUAAGGGAAGAUCAUGGCCUUUUUUUAAAUCCAUGCAGAAGUCAAAACACAUUAAUUUCAUUCAAGGUUUUGUUGCUUUUUGUGCCAAACGUGUCAAUGCAAUAAGGUCGUACACACUGUGGAAACCUCAGGCUUUCCUGGGAUUUCACCAUCUCUGGGCUGAACUCUGGAAAAGGCUUCACUGCUGUGGUGUAUCUGAGCUGAAUUAAACACUGUAAUAGAAGAGCUGAGGACUCCUUCAAUCGCCGCAUUCACCUGUAGCAGAAUCAGAUAAGUGGGAUGUAGCGGGGGCGAAUGUGAGUGCUGUAAAAAUGUGUGUUUGCACAGUAAACUGCCUUAUUUUUGCUUUUAUCAGAGAACAAUCAGCCUUAUUACUUUUACUCCAAAUAUGUGACCUGCUUCAUGGAGAAACCAUUCAUCUGAUUGUUUACUGUUUGAAUUUCAUUAUGAGCCAUAAACCUGUGUGGGGGAGAUGUAAAAAGGGUUUUUUGGGCCCUGAUUAUUGAUUAACAUCUGCAAAUAAAAUAUCAAGUCUUUA